GGUGCAUCUGACGGGAGUUAUCAGUCGAUUUUGCGGGAAUUAUGACGAGUUCGGGGGUUAAUGGGGAGGUGAGACAAGGGUGGAGGCUGAAAAAAAUGGGUACUAGGUAUUUUUCGUUCAAGUGGAAGACAGAAGGUGGUGAAAGCACUUCAGGGAGGAAUUCCGAGAAUUUUAGGAGCAGCGAGGAGGUGCUGGAGGGCAGUGGGAGGAUUGGAUUUUUUAGGAGUAUUAAGAAAAAAUUGUCGAUUAAGAAUUUGUGCAGAUCGAAGAGAAAGAUAACCGCUGCAGAAUUGAGUAGAGGGGUGGAUGAUGGUGGUAGUGAGAGGACAGUUUCCCUGACUAAUGAUAAAUAUGAAACUGAAGUAAAUGAAAGAGUGGGAAUUCCCAGUGACUUGACAGAGAGCUCGAUAAGUCAAUCAUCGACAGAUUCUUUGAGAAGAAGAACUGAUAACAGCCGAUUCGAUAGCAAUGACGAGGAGAGGAUCUGUGAAUCAUCGGUGAGGGGGAAUGUAAAUAGGGGGGAGGAAUCAGCUGACAGACUGAAUCAGCUGUGGUCAGAGGGGGCAGAGGGUGGUGCAGAAUAUGUUGGGGAAGAGAUGGAGAUGGAGAUGGACGAAGAGGAGAAGGGAAAUUUACCAACUCUCUCGCAGGAGUUGUUGAAACUUAGUAAAUACGGAUGGUACUGGGGACCUAUCUCUGGAGAUGAAGCUGACGCCAAAUUGCAAGCUGAACCCGAUGGGGCUUUUUUGAUAAGAGAUUCCUCGGACGACAGACAUCUUCUCACGUUGAGCUUCAAAUCAGCUGGGAAAUUGCUUCAUGCUCGUGUAGAACACAGUGGUGGCAUGUUCUCAUUCUGCAAUCAAGGGGAUAGUGGACGUUUCACGUCUGUACCAGCUUUAAUCGAUCAUUCAAUGAAUUACAGUCGAUCUGCUGUCUUCUGCUACUCGAGGCCUCGUUAUCCUGGCCAUCCUGCUUUUCCCGUACGUUUAACGAAGCCUGUAAGUCGCUUCAGGCAUGUCCGAAGCCUACAAUAUCUCUGUAGAUUCGUCAUCAGACAAAAUACUCGUCUUGAUAAUAUAAACAAACUUCCUUUACCAAACACCAUCAAGGGAUACAUCGAGGAGGCACAUUAUUGAACCUCUUAUGAAUCUAUAGACUGUUUUACAAUAUAUUAUAUUGUUAUUAUUAAUA
Molecule: messenger RNA, 1191 nt
Organism: Fopius arisanus
Lineage: Eukaryota; Metazoa; Arthropoda; Insecta; Hymenoptera; Braconidae
Product: Suppressor of Cytokine Signaling at 44A
Exons: 3
Coding region: 42-1136 (364 amino acids)
Biological process (GO): regulation of growth; intracellular signal transduction; protein ubiquitination
Cellular component (GO): phosphatidylinositol 3-kinase complex
Molecular function (GO): 1-phosphatidylinositol-3-kinase regulator activity
Source: RefSeq, a predicted model, not a curated record